AUGGGGGUUACCAUCACUUUUCUACCAGAACAAAACUGUGAAAUGAAAAUGAAGAGUUCAACGAUUCAACUUAUCAAAGACCACCUCGUCGGUAUUCGAGCGGGUUUUAUGCUGGCGUGGCUGCUUUACAGCUACUUGAUCUUUCGGGAAGAUCCAGAGAAUAGAUACAAGGGACAAUACUACUUUGACUACGUUUCCAACGCGAACGAGUUCUGCUGCGCUGUGUGGGCCGUCCUCACCCUCUUUUCCCGACAUUCUACGAACAAGCGCCUUCUUUUUUGGGAAAAGUGGCUUUCUGCUCAAACAGCGACCGGUUCCUGGCUCAUCGCUCUCGUCUACUGGGUGAUGAUGGAAACGACUGAUACGCACUUUCACAGCUUUUGGCAGCAUGGCCUUCUUGGUGUCGUUACAUCCAUGGAUUUCCUAUCAAGAGAACCAUUUGCUUACAAGUGGAUUCUUGCACCGGUCCUUUACUGUGGCCUCAACGUUCUCUACCUCUUCUCGAUCGCCAACUUGUGGCCCGAGUACCGAAGCACAAUGUACUCCUUCACCGAUUACGGGCCUCUCGGCAGCGAGCAAAUGUGGGGAGUUCUCAAGCUUCAAUCUGCACUUACGUUUUUGAUUCAACCCUCGAUUUUCUCAGCCUUGUGGACGCUUCAGCACAUUAUCAGUGCAAUUCGAAGACGAAUGAAGAAAGAAGAUUAUGUGAUGACAAGCGACAGCGAACAAGAACUCAUCAAGACGAUGGACGAAGCGAAGAGACUUGAAAGGAACCGAAAGAAUCGUCUGCGAUACUGGACAAAAAAACUGACGCCUGAGCUUGGAGCUGGUCACUAUGAAGGUGAUGAAGGCUGGCCUGAUAUCGAAGCGUAUGGAUGGAGAGUCAGAUUUGUCGGCUCUUGCAUAGACUUGGAAACUCAUGAACUCCUUGGCGAUGGAUUUCAUCACUUUUUCCUCGAGAAACUCGAUGGAGGUCCAAAAAUCAAAGUCGAGGCAACUGAAUACUGGUGGUACUACGAUUUUGUCACGGGGUCGCAGAAGACGAAGAUCUCUGAGAAUGGGAUAGUUGAAAUGAAAUUGAAGCGAACAGUUCGAAACGCCUACAUUGUGGUCAACAUCACGAUUUUGCCGAAAGAUUCACCAGAAAAGCUGACCGAAGAUUCUUCGGAUGAAGAACCCGACCAUGAAGCUGCCAUCGAGGAUCGUGGAAUUUACCGAUGA
Oikopleura dioica is the source of this 1221-nucleotide messenger RNA. The record is from the annotation of a GenBank genome assembly. NCBI's taxonomy places the organism in Eukaryota, Metazoa, Chordata, Appendicularia, Copelata, Oikopleuridae.